ACUGAAAAGAGAGGCGGGUCAGAGCAUAAACCAUCGCCCGGAUCAAGGCGAGUUAAAAGUCGGAAUGCCGGAAAUCUACACACCCGAUUCAAAGCCUUCUGGUUCUCAAAGGAUUUAAGGAAUGGAGACGGGCCAUAAAGCGAUAAGUCCAAUAAAACACGCGCACAAAACAAAACGAGCGUAAACCACGUCGUUUCGUAGUUUUUGGCAAUUUUCAGUGGCGCUAUCCUCCCCUCGUAUAUAUUUAGUUCCAGAAUUUUUUGGCUUUAACGCUAUUAUCGCCAAAAAAAAAAAAAAAAAAAAAAAAUGCUCAAAUCAACCAUCAUUCCCGUUUUCUCAAUCUUUCCGGCGAAAUCCAGUACCCCAAAAGUGUUGGGCAGCAAAGUCACAAACGCUUUCACGUACAGUCCACCAUAUGUUCGACAAAAUGCCUCGUCCACAACCCAUACCACCACCCCAGCGCCCCAAAUUCCCCCCACUUCAGCAUACAUCCACCUACCCUUCUGUCGAAAGCGCUGCCAUUACUGUGACUUCCCAAUUGUCGCUCUCGGCUCUUCUUCUAACUCAACCGAUGACGACCCACGAGUGUUAAAUUAUAUACAAUUGCUUUGUCGAGAAAUUAAUGCGACGAGAGUGGAGUUUAAGACCAGCCCGUCUCUCGAAACGGUCUUUUUCGGGGGUGGCACUCCUUCACUUGUGCCGCCGAGGCUGGUGUCGUCGGUUCUCGAAGUUUUGAGGUUGAAAUUUGGGUUGAGUUCAAGUGCUGAAAUAUCUAUGGAGAUGGACCCUGGGACUUUUGAUGCCAAGAAGAUGAAUGAGUUGAUUGAGUUAGGAGUGAAUAGAGUGUCUUUGGGAGUUCAGGCAUUUCAAGAAGAGUUGCUGAGGGCUUGUGGGAGGGCUCAUGGUGUGAAGGAGGUUUACGAGGCAGUUGAGAUUGUUGGGUCAUGUGGCGUUGAGAAUUGGAGUAUGGAUCUUAUUUCAUCUCUUCCUCACCAGACACGGGAAAUGUGGGAAGAGAGUUUGAGGCUCACCGUUGAAGCGCAACCAACUCAUGUGUCCGUAUAUGAUCUGCAAAUUGAACAAGACACAAAAUUUGGAACUUUGUACACCCCUGGGGAGUUCCCUCUGCCCUCUGAAACAAAGUCAGCUGAUUUCUAUAGAAUGGCUUCAAGCUCGCUUUGUGAUGCUGGUUACAACCAUUAUGAAAUUAGCAGUUACUGCAAGAAUGGCUUUGAGUGCAAACAUAAUCUUACAUAUUGGAAGAACAAACCUUUCUACGCGUUUGGCCUUGGGUCUGCUAGUUAUGUUGGUGGAUUGAGGUUUUCAAGGCCAAGAAAACUGAAAGAAUACAUGGGUUAUGUGCAGGAUUUGGAGAAUGGGUUGGUGGAUUGCAGUAGAAAUGAUCAUAUCGACGCGAAGGAUGUGGCCAUGGAUGUCGUGAUGCUCUCUCUCAGAACUGCCAGAGGCCUAGAUCUAAAGUCUUUCAGGGAAGCUUACGGUGGCUCUCUUGUUUUCUCCCUUUUGAAGGCCUAUAAACCUUAUGUAGGAAGUGGACAUGUUGUUUGCUUGGAUGAGAGCAGAAGAGCCAUGACUGCAGAAGAACUUGAUACUGCAUUAUUGGACGAGGACAUGAUCGAGAGAAGGCUGGCUUAUAUUCGGCUAAGUGAUCCAGACGGUUUCCUUUUAUCAAAUGAAUUGAUAUCCCAUGCAUUUGGGGUACUGGCUCCAUAGAACUUCGAUCCUUUAUUGGAGCCAGGAGGUCUUUGGAAGUGGUCAAAAGCUUUUUCAAUACCUAUAGCAGCUGGCUUUAGAGGCUGAAAAGCAUUUCUGUUGAAAGUUAUUAAGAGCUGAAUUUGUUGCAUCAACAAUGAGAUUCUGAGAAUCUAGUUUAUGUAUACUAGAUUGUUUGAUGCUAUGACAAAGGAGAAUGUGUAACAGAACCUACUUGUGAUAUGACAUUGUUGAGGUGAGUUGCAAAGAGACAAAUAAUCAAAUCUGAGAAAGGACCCGCUUAGCUUACAUACUAUUUACUUUGUGCUGAUGGAACAAGAAAAUCAAGAGAGAAGCUGAUUGUCCACUUUGGGGCACUACAAGGGAGAGCAUUAUAGGGGAUGAACUUACAUUAAAAGCAAGCAGGACGUCAAAAUGUUAUCAUUCAGUUAAAGAUUGAAGAUGCCAAUCAGAGAACAUUAUAUCUGCUGUAGAGAUAUAUCUUCAUCUUCAGCUGGUGUGGACAAGCACAUAUCGAAGUUUAAACAGAGCAACCAGAUUGCUUUCAACUAUAAAGUAUCAUACUGUUCAAGGACUUGGGUUAGGCUUCGGGUCCGGAGGACCUCAACAAUGGAGAAGCUCUUCCAGCCACUGCAGCCAGCACCACCAGAAUGUGGGUCUCAGGCAGCUCGCAUGGGGUUUAAGUUGUCCAUGAAUGACUGUUGCUGACUAUAAGACAUUGUGAAACGUGCUUGAUGAUCAAAUGGAUUCUGUCUGUGUGUACAUGCGUGCCUGUGACAGCAAAAGAACUACACUUUGCAAAUGACAGACAAUAGAGAACCCAAUGCCAAAGCGGCACCCAUUUUCUAUCGUUUUGCAAACCACAGGGAGCUUCUGACAAAUGACUGUAUUUGGGUGAUUGCAAACAGGAGACGGUAAAGUAUUCGCAGGCGAAACCCAUUUUUGUACCUCGUAAAUGACAGCAUAGAGAGAACGCUCUGCCAAACGCCAUUUCCUGACUUAAUGUAGACCCAUUUUUGCCCUUGAUUUGGUAAUAACAUUUGGAGAAAUGAUUUUUGUUUUUACAUCUUCUAUACA
Messenger RNA from Alnus glutinosa, 2808 nucleotides. RefSeq lists its product as uncharacterized. Gene Ontology annotation, biological process: porphyrin-containing compound biosynthetic process. NCBI's taxonomy places the organism in Eukaryota, Viridiplantae, Streptophyta, Magnoliopsida, Fagales, Betulaceae. The record is from RefSeq and is a predicted model, not a curated record. Gene Ontology annotation, molecular function: coproporphyrinogen oxidase activity; 4 iron, 4 sulfur cluster binding. The transcript is spliced from 2 exons. Gene Ontology annotation, cellular component: cytoplasm. The coding region runs from base 307 to 1731 and encodes 474 amino acids.